AUGGUCAAGCUAGAUGUGCGGAGAGACUACUACGCAGACUUGGGUCUCACGCCUAGUGCAGAUGCCGAGGAUAUCAAGAAGCAGUUUAGGAAGCUAGCUCUGAAAUAUCAUCCCGAUCGGAACCCUGGCAGAGAAGUGGAAGCGAAUGCGAAAUUCCAGGCAAUCCAGGCAGCUCACGAAAUAUUGAUCGAUCCUCACCAGCGGUUGAAGUAUGAUACGGAUAGAUUGCGAAAUGGCUACUACGGGCCUACCAAACCUAGUCCUCGAAAGGAACCCACAACAAGUUAUUCAGCCGCGAGGCCGAAUACGAAGGCGAGCUUUACGGAACGUCCCAAGUCGUUUCAUCAUGGUCCUUCUACGGGUGCUCAGAGGUACGCCAGCUAUGCAAGGGCUGCACCAAAGCAGCCGUGGGAGAAGGCCCCCGAUCAAACGCAGACUCGUGCGGAUGCGUAUCGGGGGUUCCAGGAGAUGAAGGGGAACGCUAUGCCUGGAUGGUCAUCUUUUGAUCCUCGCGGACGCGCAGGCCAAUCUGGUGCUGGCACAAGACCGACUGCUACAACGAACGGCUCGUCUGCGAGACCGAAAUCUGCCUAUGAGCAUGUGUACACUAACACCAAGCCUUCGGCUGCCGAUUUCACAUCUCAUGCUCAAUCUGCGAAGAAGAAGCAAGGGUUCGCUCCACGGGCAGCAGGUGGUGACGAACCGAUGGCAGCAAACACAGCGUCGUAUAGAAAUGGCACACGGGCUGAUCGUUUCAGCUUCGCGGCAACCCCGACUGCAAAGAAACCGACUGCUGGAUUUGCCAGCGGCGCAGAGAAUGUGGCCACUCCCGAGUUUGAGAGAACGAGAAGUACGUAUGCCACCACGGGAGGCGAGAAGACGUUCUUCUCCAGCUCUAUGCUUGGACGCUCAGGCAGCGCGCGGACCUCGCCGAAGAAUACGAAUUCGCGUUCUCAUACGAACCCGCCGAGCCCGGAUCCUCAACAGGGUGGGCGACAUCGUAGCGCUAGUCCGAGCCUGAGGGCUGAUGGGGCCCCGAGCUAUGAUUCUACAAGCUCAAGUGGUCUCAGCGAUGAUGAGGAUACGUUCAAGCCCAAGGCGAUGCCAAAAAGUCGGCUUCGGCAGCAGCAGAGGUUUUCUAAUUUUCGUAGCACUAAUGGACUAUUUUCUGGCGCUGCGCACGAUUCUGACUCGGCCAGCUCCGCGAGGAACAAUUCCGACUCACCGAUAUUCUCUAAAAAGGCUGACUUCUCGUUUGCGAAGGACUUUCCUCAGAAUGGGACUUUCAAGAGCAGCAGCCACGAUGACUUAAAAAAGUCUAGUCGUAGAACGCCAUUCGGCAACUCCCCAAGUGCGAAUAAUCGUGGCCGAACAUCAACAAGAGAUGGCUCGCACAGUACCGCUGAUAACACCCCAAAACGCGAAACAUCGACCUCGGAGCCGGAAGCUCAACAGCAACAACCCUUCUCGGAGAAGAACUUCUUGGCCAAUGAUUGGGUGGCGGCGUUCCAAUUCAAGAACAUGUCGGAUGCCCUACCGACUAGCGAUACCUCUCAAAGACAGCCAAAUUCUCAGCGCACUCGGAGUCCGCGAAAGCAAACUAGACCGGGGGUCAGAACAUGGACUGCUCCACAGCAAGCCAGCGUCGCAACAGAGGCUGAGGAGGCUAAAUCAACAGUCGGAGGCACCGGCCCGGCGCCUAGUAUUGACGGAGAGGCAAUGGAUCUUGACGACGAGUCUCCGGUCAAACCCACCAGUGCAACAGCGGCGCCUCAGAAGCCAAACAGUGGAAAAGAAAAGGUACACCCACCAUCUUCAAAAUCACGGCCGAUUUCAAAAUCCGGAGACAAGGACAUCGCUGGCGGAAGUUCGAAUCCCCUCAACUUGAAGAACCUUGGCGGUGUGUUCCCCUUCACCGCUACAAAUAGCGGUGGCCUUGAUGAUCUCAAGGACAUCUCGUCUACACUCCCAUUUGAGUCUCGGCCCAAAGCACCAAAGACAUCAAAGAGCGACACACAUCCUCGAGAAUUGGUUUGCCCUAACCCACCCAAGCGCCCGGAACCCCCGCAGCCUGUCCCAUUAAGUGCUGGGUCGAAGGAAAUGGCGAUACCACGCGCGGCACUGGAUCGGUACAUCGCCGAAAUGAACCUUUAUAUUCGCGAAUGGGGCGCUUUCGACGGCCGCAUGGUUGGGCACUUUCUCUCCCGCCACAAGAGCAACCAAACCGAGAUGGCACCCAACUGGCUUGGCGGAAUCGGAGACUCAGUUCGUUUAGGCCUCGGUGAUGAAACAGGAGGGAAAAUCUCGGGCGAUGAGAGCGACGAUACUACAGUGGGUGCAGGCAUUGGUACCCGUUCCACGGCUCGACGGGGCUUCACCUCGUAUAAGAACGCGCUCAUACAGGAUGAGAAGGUGAUGAAGCAUUGGGAGGUUGCGAGGGAGAUGCACCUGGAGUGUGUGCUGAAGUUUGGGCAGAUGAGGGAGUGGGUGAGAAACGGGGGAAAGAUCAUUUAG
Messenger RNA from Aspergillus nidulans FGSC A4, 2514 nucleotides. Its product is annotated as DnaJ domain protein. The transcript has 3 exons. The record is from RefSeq and is a predicted model, not a curated record. NCBI's taxonomy places the organism in Eukaryota, Fungi, Ascomycota, Eurotiomycetes, Eurotiales, Aspergillaceae. The coding region runs from base 1 to 2514 and encodes 837 amino acids.